CGAACGAGUGGCUGGUAAACAAGCUCAGAGAGCGCAUGCGUGUAGUAAGUAAUGGAGGCUUUUCUGCUCGAGAGUCGAAUGUUCAUUUAAUAUUCGUCGAUAAAGACGUGAAAUUCUGUCGUCAUAGUGGCUUAUUUACUGAACAACUAAAGGAAAACUAAUACAAUUCUGAAAGAAUGGCGUCUGACUCUGGAUCCCAGAAUUCCAGUUGCCGGAUAAUGACAUUUUACCCUACUAAAGAGGAGUUCCAAAAUUUCAUCCGUUACAUGGCCUAUAUAGAAUCACAGGGUGCCCAUAAAGCUGGCCUGGCUAAGAUUGUCCCCCCUAAGGAUUGGAAACCAAGGAAAUGUUAUGAUGAUAUUGAUGAGUUGGUAAUUCCAGCUCCAAUUCAGCAAGUUGUUACAGGACAAUCUGGUCUUUUUACACAGUAUAACAUUCAAAAGAAGCCAAUGACAGUAAGAGAAUUCCGGAAGAUUGCAAACAGUGACAAAUAUUGCAAUCCACGGUAUGAUGAUUUUGAAGAGCUUGAACGUAAAUACUGGAAAAACCUUACCUUCAACCCCCCGAUAUAUGGUGCUGAUGUAAAUGGGACACUGUAUGAUCCAGACAUCAAUGAAUGGAACAUUGGACGUUUAAAUACAAUUCUUGAUACGGUGGAAAAAGAGAGUGGAAUUACUAUUGAGGGUGUCAACACACCAUAUCUUUACUUUGGCAUGUGGAAGACAACGUUUGCUUGGCAUACUGAAGACAUGGACCUUUACAGUAUAAAUUAUUUGCACUUUGGAGAGCCUAAAUCAUGGUACACUGUUCCUCCAGAACAUGGUAAAAGAUUAGAGCGUCUGGCUAAAGGUUUUUUCCCUGGAAGCUCACAAAACUGCGAAGCUUUUCUGAGGCACAAAAUGACACUUAUCUCACCAUCUAUUUUAAAGAAGUAUGGAAUUCCUUUUGAUAAGAUCACUCAGGAGGCUGGAGAAUUUAUGAUCACAUUUCCUUAUGGUUAUCAUGCUGGUUUUAACCAUGGCUUCAACUGUGCAGAAUCAACCAAUUUUGCAACUAGACGAUGGAUUGAAUAUGGAAAGCAGGCAAUCCUGUGCUCCUGUCGUAAGGAUAUGGUGAAAAUUUCUAUGGACGUAUUUGUAAGGAAAUUCCAACCUGAGCGCUACAAGCUAUGGAAGGCUGGAAAAGACAAUCCUGUCAUUGAUCACUCACUACCCACCCCAGAAGCAGCCGAGUUUAUGAAAGAGGAUUUAGGUAAUGAUGAACAUCUGAAUUCCAUUGCAAGCUGUACAGAGGAAUCAAAAGAUACAGAGACCGGUAAAAAGAGUGUUUCCAAGCACAGAAUUGGGACAAAAAGACAUAGAGUGUGUUUAGAAGUCCCUCAGGAGUUACUGCCCAAAGAAGAAUUUGGAUCACUACAGUGUGAACCAGCUGUACCCAAAGAGGUGGAUAUAAUAUUUAGCCACCAGGACAAUCCCACAGAAGUGGACUGUGAUGAAGAUACUUGCAUAAAAGAUUCUUGUAAAACCGAAAACAUACAAGAGGAGGAUAUAGUAAAGCUGAAGAAUGAGAACAGUGUCCAAAACAUUGUGACUAAAGAACUGAUUGUUCCCUCUGAAGUUUCAGAGUACCAUUUUCCACUUGGUGAUACCCCCAAAGAAUGUGAUACUACAAUGCCCAUCUUUACUGAAGGAAUGUUGACACUCCUAUCAGAAAAGUGCAAGAAAAUGUCAGAAAAUAACACUCCCUUUCUUCAGAACCUAUCAACUGAAGAGACGCCUGAUAUGACACCUAAGCCUUCUCUUUCUACCAAUAUUACCUCAAUUUCAACUGACUCCAUAAUUGGCCAAAGUUAUACUAAGGAGGAAUGUGAAGAAUCUGGUGAAGACAGCAUAGCUAAAAGUAAGGAGUCCAGUAUUUUAACCAGUGUCCACACUCCAGACAUGGAAGAGAUUGAUGAAGAAGACACCUGUUCUGUAACUGAGACUAAGAUUAUUAAAAGCAAACGUCAGCCCUUGAGUAAACUGCCGAGGCAUCAUCCCCUAAUCAAAGAUUGCUUUAGCGAUGAAGAAAUGCAAGAGCAAGUAAUUUUGGAGGAGGAUAUCAGUGAGUCUGAACCUUGGACAAAAUCUCUUGCUAAUCUUUGGCAGACACGCCCUCACAACUUUCAAGCAGAGCGGGAGUAUAAUGAAAAUAUGGGCUUACACUCCCCAUACUGUGCUGUGUGCAUGAUUUUCCAAACUUUUCAACAGCUUGAAUGCAAAAGCAAUUGUCAAAGCCACAAGAAAGACUCAGAGGGAAGACUAAGAACAAAACCACUUAUACCUGAAAUGUGCUUUGCCAGUAAUGAGGAUAGCAGUGAGUUUAAUUUCUCUGCACCAUACCUUGAGGAAGAUGGAACCAGCCUGUUGAUUAGCUGUUCAAAUUGUUUAGUACGGGUUCACACAAGUUGUUAUGGUGUUGCUCCUGAAAAAAUCUCUAAGAACUGGAUAUGUGCCCGGUGUGAAGCAAAUGCUAUGACAGAGGGCUGCUGUUUGUGUUCCUUGAGGGGAGGGGCCUUACAGCGAGCAAACAAUGACAAGUGGGUGCACGUCCUUUGUGCAGUUGCAGUUUUGGAAGCUCGAUUUGUGAACAUUGCUGACAGAAGUCCUGUGGAUCUCAGUGGAAUACCAUUGCAGAGGUUCAAACUGAAAUGUUACUACUGCAAAAAGCGUGUGAAGAGAACUGCAGGAUGCUGUGUACAGUGUUCACAUGGUCGCUGCCCAACAUCUUUCCAUGCUACUUGUGCACAAGCAGCAGGUGUGCUAAUGCAGCCUGAUGAUUGGCCAUUUGUUGUAUUUAUUACAUGUUACCGUCACAAAGGAUCCAUUACUACACAACGCAAUAAGGCAAUCAUGCAAGAAUUGUCAGUAGGACAGAAAGUUAUCUGUAAACACAAAAAUGGUCGAUAUUACCAAUGUGAAGUUAUCAAGCUUACAAAGGAAACGUUUUAUGAGGUUAACUUUGAUGAUGGCUCCUUCAGUGACAACCUUUUUCCAGAGGAUAUUGUGAGUCGUGAUUGUGUACAUCUAGGACCCCCCGAAGAAGGAGAAGUAGUCCAAGUAAGAUGGACAGAUGGUUUAGUGUAUGGUGCUAAAUUUGUCGCAGCACAUGUUAUUCAAAUGUACCAGGUGGAGUUCGAAGAUGGAUCACAACUAACAGUCAAGCGAGAUGAUGUUUAUACUCUAGAAGAAGAAUUGCCUAAACGAGUCAAAACAAGAUUGUCAUUUGCCUCAGACAUGCGAUUUGAUGGAAUAUUUGCAGAUAAAGAAUUUAAGCAAGAAACCAAGCGGCAGCGUGUUAUAAACUCAAGGUAUCGAGGUGACUAUAUAGAACCAGUAGUUUACCGAGCCAUAAUGGAGUAAAACUGUUGCUCCCAAAAGAAGAAACUUGAUGCCAGAAUUUGUCCACAUAUACAGAGCCCAAGAAUGGGUUGCCUUCUUAAUUUAAAUUAUUUGCUUUAAUGUGUUGAAGGACUUG
Molecule: messenger RNA, 3516 nt
Organism: Erpetoichthys calabaricus (reedfish)
Lineage: Eukaryota; Metazoa; Chordata; Cladistia; Polypteriformes; Polypteridae
Gene: kdm4aa
Product: lysine (K)-specific demethylase 4A, genome duplicate a
Exons: 22
Coding region: 177-3401 (1074 amino acids)
Biological process (GO): chromatin remodeling
Cellular component (GO): nucleus
Molecular function (GO): histone H3K9 demethylase activity; histone H3K36 demethylase activity
Source: RefSeq, a predicted model, not a curated record